CUCUGUCUGUCUCUCUCUGUCUGUCUGUCUCUCUCUCUCUCUGUCUGUCUCUCUCUGUCUGUCUCUCUCUGUCCCUGAGCAGCACAGGCAGGAUCUGGGAAUGAGGGAGUGGGCGGGGCUUGCUCAGCGGCUGAACAUGGACUCACCCUGGGAUGGGGGGGGGACUGUACCAUAUUCCUGAGUCUGAGGGGAAACAGGAAGAGAAGGGAAAGCCGUUUGGUUCCCAGGAUACAAACUAGUGACUGUAUAGAUUUAGCUGUAGGGGAGAGCAGGGGUAGUAGAGACAGGGAAGGGUGAGGGAAUAGUUUGGUACCCACAGCCCUGACCCCUCAGCCUCUCGCUCCCUUUUGCCCAGAAAGGAAUUUCCUGUCUCCCUGUCGUCUCUGCAACCGGAAUGUUCUGUGGGAAGGUGAGUCCUGGAAAAGGCAGCAGACGAGGAGAAUGAGAGGAUCUUCAGGGCAGCGGCAGCAUUUGGUUCAUAUGGAUCAAAGCUCUCAACAAUAAACAAAAAGGGACCAAUUUUGUGAAAGUCCGGAACUCGGCAGAACUUCCACCAAACUCACACAGCCAGGGGGGCAAUAACCUGCUGUACAUUGGGCAACAGAACCAACCAGCACAAGCAGUUAUGGAACCUUAUACGGGGGGUAAGACCUCUGCUCUAGGAACAAUCCCACCCUUUAUCAUAUGACUCAAUGGAAAUAAAUAGGGCACAUCUAAUCCAGUGACGACAACUGUUCUUCAGACAAAUAAUAACACAAUGUCGGGUCCAACACCAGUCACUAGCGAGGCGCCCAUAGAAAGCCCAAAGACAAACCAGCUCUCUAAAGGCCAAAGGCCAGGGAAGCCAUUUGUUUGUGCCAAGUGUAAGAGACGAUUCUCUCACAAAGGGAACCUUCUCAUCCACCGGCAAAUUCAUACAAAGAAGAGGUCCGUCUGUCCCAAAUGCGGGAAACGUUUCUCCGACAGAAGGAUCCUUUUAGCUCACUGCUGGGCUCAUACUGGGGUGAAACCAUUCACUUGUGCUGAAUGUAAUAAAGGUUUUUUGUGGAAACGAGACCUUCACGGGCAUCAGCAGGUCCAUCAAGAGGAGAAACCCCAUGUUAAUAACCUUUGUACUCAAACAGAAGGGGAUCAUUGUAUAUUUCAAACAACGGACACAUAUAAAAUUGAACCUGAUGCUCAAACAAAAGAGAGUCGUUUUGACUCUAAUCAGUGUGAAUCGAUGCACAUGUAUAAGACUGAACCUGAUGCUCAAUCAGAAGGGGAUUGUUUUGUCUCUAAGUGUGAAACAACGGAUAAUAGAGAACUUGAUGCUUCUCUUGAGACUCGCACAGAGGAGAAGCCCUUUGCCUGUAACUCAUGUGGGAAGAGCUACAGAGAUGAGCAUGAACUCAAGGCCCACUCGCGGAGUCACUCAGGAGAGAGGCGUUUUGUUUGCAGUGAGUGCGGGAAAAGCUUUAAGGCCAAAUGCAAGCUGGACGACCAUCUUCGAACUCACACAGGAGAGAAACCAUUCACUUGUUCUGAAUGCGGGAAAUGUUACAGGAGGAAAUCAGACCUGGUCGAUCAUAAGAAAGUUCAUACCCACAAAAACUCCUUUAUCUGCCCCGAGUGUGGGAAAAGCUACGCAAGUAAAAGAAAUCUAAAGGCUCAUCUUAACGUUCAUACAGGAAAUACUUUCCAGUGCACCGAGUGUGGGAAAUCCUUCCCAAAGAAGAGCAGCCUUCAAAGGCACCAGAUGGUCCACACCGGGGAGAAACCAUUUGAGUGCACAGAUUGUGGGAAAUUAUUUCCAUUCAAGAAGAACCUUCUAAGGCACCAAAUGAUUCACACAGGGGAGAAACCAUAUGAGUGCACAGAGUGCGGGAAACACUUUAGGUACAAGAGUAGGCUCAACAUUCAUUAUUUAGUUCAUGCCGGGGUUAAGCCUUUCUCUUGUUCAGAGUGUGGGAAACAGUAUACUUCACGAUAUGCACUUGACUAUCACCUGUUAACUCACACAGGGGAGAAACCAUUUGUCUGUACCGAGUGUGGGAAAGCCUUCAGGGUAAGGCAGGGUCUCAGGCUACAUCUUCAGUGUCACACAGGGGAGAAACCAUUCCUCUGUAUUGAGUGUGGGGAAGCCUUCAGGGUUAGGCAGAGCCUCAGGCUACAUCUUCAGUUUCACACAGGGGAGAAACCAUUUCCCUGCCCCGAGUGCGGCGCUUGCUUCAGGAGAAAAGUAGAACUUCAGCGUCAUCUUGUGAGUCACAUAGGAGCGAGACCUUUUGCCUGCACCGAAUGUGAGAAAACCUUCAGAACAAAAAGUGAGUGCGACGAUCAUUAUUAUACGCACAAAGGAGAGAAACCCUUCGUCUGCAACGAGUGCGGGAAAUGUUACAGUAUGAGACGUAGUCUUCUCUCUCAUCUACGGAUUCACACUGGGGAGGCGCCCUUUGUCUGUGCCGAGUGCGGCAAAAGCUACAGGGUACGGCGCAGUUUCCUUACCCAUCUAAGGACUCACAGCGGAGAGAGGCCCUUUGUCUGUGCCGAGUGCGGCAAAAGCUACAGGGAUAACAAAUGUCUCCUCGUUCACCUUCACAGUCACCAACAAUAAAUAAUAAUAUAUAAUAAAUAAUAAAUGAUGGGACGCGCUGAAAUAAAAUUCUCUCGUAACAAUAA
Xenopus tropicalis (tropical clawed frog) is the source of this 2661-nucleotide messenger RNA. It is a transcript of the gene znf569l, whose product is annotated as zinc finger protein 569 like. The record is from RefSeq and is a predicted model, not a curated record. The transcript is spliced from 2 exons. Lineage: Eukaryota; Metazoa; Chordata; Amphibia; Anura; Pipidae. Gene Ontology annotation, cellular component: nucleus. Bases 758 to 2596 code for a protein of 612 amino acids.